This is a messenger RNA of Babesia bovis T2Bo, 683 nucleotides long. Its product is annotated as Proteasome subunit beta type-1 family protein. The transcript is spliced from 7 exons. The coding region runs from base 16 to 669 and encodes 217 amino acids. NCBI's taxonomy places the organism in Eukaryota, Apicomplexa, Aconoidasida, Piroplasmida, Babesiidae. The record is from RefSeq and is a predicted model, not a curated record. Gene Ontology annotation, cellular component: proteasome core complex.
CAUUUAAUUACUAAAAUGGAGCAUCAUAGUGAUUUUAACCCCUAUGUGAAUAACGGAGGAACAGUGGUUGCCGCCGUCUGGAACAACUGCGCGGUAAUCGCCGCGGACACCCGUUUGUCUAUAGGUUACGCAAUACAUACACGAAAUGUAUCUAAACUAAAGAAGCUGACCCAGACCUGCGUCAUUGGGACUUCGGGUAUGCAAGCGGAUAUGCACGCUCUACAUUCCGCCCUAGAGCGCCAAAUCGAGCUCUACCGCUUCAAACACCACAGGGAGCCUGGAAUAUCUGUUAUUGCACAGUUGCUUUCAACCAUACUCUACAGCCGUAGAUUCUUCCCAUACUAUACAUUUAAUAUACUAUGCGGUGUCGAUGAAAAUGGUCGGGGUAUAACCUGUGGUUUCGACGCCAUCGGUAACUAUGGCUUUGAUGCAUACAUGGCCAAAGGCACCAGCUCCUCGUUAAUCAUGUCAAUACUAGACAAUCACUUGACAAGUCGAAACCAACAGAAGCACAACGAGAUACAAUCGCUAGAGGAACUGAUUAACGUUAUCAAAGGCGCAAUGACCAGCGCGGUGGAGCGCGAUAUUUUCACAGGCGAUGCUGCUGAAGUUAUUGUAAUCGAUUCUAUGGUACACGAUCCCAUACGCAUGCCCAUGCGCGUGGAUUAGAGAUCACUAUUGUA